GGCCAAUUAAGGAUAAACCAUAUUCAUUCAGGAUUCUAUAUACACUAUUAUCUACAAAUAAAUUCAUCUAUAUCAUCUUGUAUAUGUGUAUCUAUAUAUAGACCAGCCUAUGAUUGGGUAUUCACUGAAUCCACUGACAACUAUGAAGGAAUCUCCAGCUUUCUCUCUCCUCCUCCUCCUCGUCCUCCUCCUCCUCCCUCUGUUAGCCUCGUGUGUUGAAAGACAGGUGUGUAUAGUAUAUUUUGGAGAACACAGUGGAGAGAAAACAGUGAAUGAAAUCGAAGAAAACCAUCACUCUUAUAUAUACUCUGUUAAGAAAACAGAGGAAGAAGCCAGAGCAUCUCUGCUUUAUAGUUACAAGAAUAGUAUCAAUGGCUUCGCGGCAUUGCUCACCCCAGACGAAGCCUCGAAACUCUCUGAAUUGGAAGAAGUGGUAUCAGUGUUUAGAAGCGACCCAACAAAGUACUCAUUGCAAACUACAAGAUCAUGGGAAUUUGUAGGCUUAGAAGAGGGAGAGGAAUUGAACAACGAUAUGAACAAAGAUGAAUUGUUGUUGAAAGCCAGAUAUGGAAGAGAUGUCAUUGUUGGCCUCUUGGAUAAUGGUGUCUGGCCAGAGUCAAGUAGCUUCAGUGAUGAAGGAAUGGGACCCAUUCCAAAGUCUUGGAAAGGAAUCUGCCAGAGUGGUGAUGCUUUUAACUCGUCAAACUGUAAUAAGAAGCUAAUCGGAGCCCGAUACUACCUCAAAGGAUACGAGCAAUACUAUGGGCCUCUGAACACUUCCCAGGAAUACCGAUCCCCCCGUGACAAGGACGGUCAUGGGACCCACACAUCAUCCACGGUGGGCGGACGCAGGGUCUCCAACGUUUCCGCCCUUGGCGGAUUUGCCCGCGGCACUGCCUCAGGAGGCGCACCGCUAGUCCAUCUGGCAAUGUACAAGGUUUGUUGGCCUAUCCCAGGGAAAGGAAAAGAGGAAGGAAACACAUGCUUUACUGAGGACAUGUUGGCGGCAAUUGAUGAUGCCAUUCGCGAUGGAGUUAAUGUGCUUAGCAUAUCAAUUGGGACGUCUAAGCCUACCAAUUAUACUGAGGAUGGGAUUGCAAUUGGGGCUCUUCAUGCUGUUAAGAAAAAUAUUGUGGUGGCUUGUAGUGCUGGAAACAAUGGACCGACCCCAUCGACAUUGUCAAAUCCAGCCCCUUGGAUCAUCACUGUUGGGGCUGGCAGCGUGGACCGGGCAUUUUUGGCGCCUCUUGUGCUAGGCAAUGGCAUGAAAAUUGAGGGGCAAACAGUUACUCCAUACAAGCUGGAGGAGAAAAUGUACCCACUAGUUUGUGCAGCACAAGUAGUUUCUCCAGAUGUGCCCAAAAGUUAUAUUGCUGGGCAAUGCCUACCUGGUUCUCUUUCACCAGAGAAAACCAAAGGGAAGAUUGUGAUGUGCUUGAGAGGAAAUGGGACUAGAGUUGGAAAAGGGGAGGAGGUGAAGAGGGCUGGUGGCAUUGGUUUUGUUUUAGGAAAUAGUCCGGCCAAUGGAGCCGAGUUGGCAGCGGAUGCUCAUCUUCUUCCAGCAACAGCCGUGAAUUCGGAUGACGCAAUCAAGAUUCUCAAGUAUAUCAAUUCGACAAGGAAUCCGACAGCAUAUAUCAUUCCAGCAAGGACUGUACUAAAUUGGAAACCCGCACCAUUCAUGGCCGCCUUCUCAAGCCAAGGUCCAAAUGUAAUUACCCCUGAUAUUCUCAAGCCCGAUAUAACGGCACCAGGACUGAAUAUAUUGGCAGCAUGGAGUGAAGCAUCAUCCCCUACAAAGGUGGCCGAGGAUAAUAGAGUGGUUCAGUAUAACAUUCUUUCAGGAACUUCUAUGUCUUGCCCUCAUGUGGGUGCUGCAGCUGCCCUUCUCAAAGCCGUUCACCCUACUUGGACCAGUGCCGCCAUUAGAUCUGCUCUUAUAACCACAGCGGGGCUAAACAACAACAUGGGAAAGCCAAUAACCGACGCCGCCGGCAACCCAGCAAACCCCUUCCAGUUCGGCUCCGGCCACCUGCGACCAGCAAAGGCGGCAGAUCCCGGCCUUGUCUACGACGCCUCUUACACAGACUACCUCCUUUUCCUCUGCGGCAAUGGUGUCACAAAUCUCAACCCAUCGUUCAAAUGCCCCAAAUCUCUACCCACAUCCAACAAUCUCAACUACCCAUCCCUAGCAAUUUCCAAGCUCAAUGGCACCAUGACCGUUAAGAGAACCGUCACCAAUGUGGGCGGCGGCGGCAAGGCUGUGUACUUCUCCUCCGUCAAACCACCAAAGGGGUUCUCUGUUAAGGUGUGGCCGCCAAUUUUGUUCUUCAACCAUGUAGGUCAGAAGAAGAGCUUCACCAUAACGGUGAGAGCAAAAGGAAAGGCUGCAGAAACCAUAGGAAAAAAUGGGCAUGCUUUUGGAUGGUACACUUGGAAUGAUGGGGUCCAUGUUGUCCGGAGUCCCAUGGCUGUAUCAUUGGCUUAAUCGUGUGAAAUUAUUUUCUUGGUUAAUUUUUACCCUUUUUUGUUCUCUUUAUUUUGUCUACUUUCUAGUACAAGAAGUAAGAUCACAUUUUAUAAGGAGAAGUAUAGUAAAAUUAUUGAAUGCUUUGAAUGGAAA
This is a messenger RNA of Rhododendron vialii, 2623 nucleotides long. Its product is annotated as subtilisin-like protease SBT5.6. Lineage: Eukaryota; Viridiplantae; Streptophyta; Magnoliopsida; Ericales; Ericaceae. The record is from RefSeq and is a predicted model, not a curated record. Bases 110 to 2488 code for a protein of 792 amino acids. Gene Ontology annotation, biological process: proteolysis. The transcript has 10 exons. Gene Ontology annotation, molecular function: serine-type endopeptidase activity.